CCGGCUCUCUAUUUAGGACGGGUGGGGGAGCUCGGUGGCCAGACUCCUCUCUGCUACCUGGCGGAGCGCUCCGCCUCCUGGAUUUCUCUCCCACCUGGGGCCGCGGAAGCCUCGCAGCCUACCUGCUGCGUCCGUACCUGACUCGGGAGCCUCAUGGCUGCAACUUGUGAGAUUAGCAACGUGUUCAGCAACUACUUCAGUGCCAUGUACAGCUCGGAGGACCCCACACUGGCUUCCGUUCCCACCGCCACCGCCGCCUUUGGAGCUGACGACGUGGUGGUGACGCUGAGCAACCCUCCGAUGUCCCUAGAAGAGAAGGCCAGCUGGUCCGGGCAGCAGCCCCAAUUCUGGUCAAAGGCCCAGGUUCUGGACUGGAUCAGCUACCAAGUGGAAAAGAACAAGUACGACGCCAGCUCCAUCGACUUCUCCCGCUGCGACAUGGACGGGGCCACGCUCUGCAGCUGCGCCCUGGAGGAGCUGCGGCUGGUCUUCGGGCCUCUGGGGGACCAGCUCCACGCCCAGCUACAGGACCUCACGUCCAGCUCCUCUGAUGAGCUCAGCUGGAUCAUUGAGCUGCUGGAGAAGGAUGGGAUGGCCUUCCAGGAGCCGCUGGGAGACCCAGGCCCCUUUGACCAGGGAAGCCCUUUCACCCAGGAGCUGCUGGACGACAGCCGCCAGGCCAGCCCCUACUACAGCAGCAGCUACAGCAUGAACUCCCUCUCCCCCGGCAGUUCCGACGUCUCCACGGCAGGGACCACCACUUCCCAGAGCCCCCACUCCUCAGACUCCGGUGGAAGCGACGUGGACUUGGACCCCCCUGACAGCAAAGUCUUCCCCAGAACUGGCUUUCCCGACUACAAGAAGGGGGAACCCAAGCACGGAAAGCGGAAACGAGGCCGGCCCCGAAAGCUGAGCAAAGAGUAUUGGGAGUGCUUGGAGGGCAAGAAGAGCAAGCACGCCCCCAGAGGCACCCACCUGUGGGAGUUCAUCCGGGACAUCCUCAUCCACCCUGAGCUCAACGAAGGCCUCAUGAAAUGGGAGAAUCGGCACGAGGGCGUCUUCAAGUUCCUACGCUCCGAGGCCGUGGCCCAGCUGUGGGGCCAAAAGAAAAAGAACAGCAAUAUGACCUACGAGAAGCUGAGCCGGGCCAUGAGGUACUACUACAAGCGGGAGAUCCUGGAGCGGGUGGACGGCCGGAGGCUUGUCUACAAGUUUGGCAAGAACUCCAGCGGCUGGAAGGAAGAGGAGCUGGUGGAGAGUCGGAACUGAGGGUCACAUGCGGACCUGGGACCUGACCCACAGACGCGAACUGCAGGCCUGCAGCCCUCCUGGCCCCGCGCGCGGACGCACGUGCGCCCUGCCAUGUUGCGGAACGAAGCUCCCAUGUUGGCGGCAGCAGAUGUGCCGAGGCGCCGAGGCGGAGGCCCGGGGCCUCUCCUCUCCCUGCCCUCCUGGUGGAAUUACAAGCCCUGGGGUUUGAAGCCACUUGUGCGCUGACUCUACAGCUAAGAGCCCGGCUCUUGCAGUCCCAACGCCGGCUCCAUUUGCAGAUGCACGGACAUCGCCACAGAGGCUGGGGAGGCCUCGGGGGAGCGCAGGGACCAGAGGGGACUGGGUGGUGUCCUCCGACACGACCUUUCUGGACCUUUCCAUCUCCCUGCUCAGUACUAGGGCUCCUCGGGUGGGGGGGUCCCCUAAUUUAUGUGCUAUAAAUAUGUCAGAUGUACAUAGAGAUCUAUUUUUUCUAAAGCAUUCCCCUCCCUGCUCUGUUCCCACGCAGCCCAGUGGGCAGACCGACUGUUGCAGGUCCCCCGCUGGGCCGGCAGGAGGUAGGGUGAAGCCUGUCAGGAUGGGGGUUCUCGGAUCCUUUCUCCUGUGAAUGGAGGCGGAGACCUCCAAUAAACUACUUUCUGGGCUUUUUCUAA
This is a messenger RNA of Perognathus longimembris pacificus (Pacific pocket mouse), 1925 nucleotides long. RefSeq names its product E74 like ETS transcription factor 3 (gene Elf3). NCBI's taxonomy places the organism in Eukaryota, Metazoa, Chordata, Mammalia, Rodentia, Heteromyidae. The transcript is spliced from 9 exons. Gene Ontology annotation, cellular component: nucleus. The record is from RefSeq and is a predicted model, not a curated record. Gene Ontology annotation, molecular function: sequence-specific DNA binding; DNA-binding transcription factor activity, RNA polymerase II-specific. Bases 154 to 1269 code for a protein of 371 amino acids. Gene Ontology annotation, biological process: cell differentiation; regulation of transcription by RNA polymerase II.